UGCCCAAAUUAAAAUCCACUCGAUCUUAUAAUUGGACUCAAAACUCUUUUAAUUUCUAAAACACAAAUUAGCUUUCUUGGCUCUCCAACGGUCACAGGAAUACAUCGGCCACUUUUUUCGUCGAACAGACUUUAUUCAUUUUCAAGGGUUUUAGAGAGGUCUUGGAAGUAAAACACAACGAUGGAUUCGUCACAGAAUGCAGCAGCAGCAGGGACUGGUGGUAGCGGCAAUGGGAUGAUCAUCUCUCAAGCCAAUGACACGGCAACGACUGAUGUGGACGAUCCAAAGCAGAACUUGAACCAGGUCAUUAACUCUAUCCAGAAAAAUUUGGGCCUUCUUCACCAGCUCUACCUUACUGUGUCUUCCUUCAAUGCUGCCUCUCAGCUUCCUCUUCUCCAACGCCUCAAUUCUCUUGUUAUGGAGCUCGACAACAUGGUUAAAUUAGCUGAGAAGUGCAACAUUCAGGUUCCUAUGGAGGUUCUUAGUUUGAUUGAUGAUGGAAAGAAUCCAGACGAAUUCACAAGGGAUGUCAUAAACAGCUGUAUUGCCAAAAAUCAGAUCACCAAAGGCAAAACGGAUGCCUUUAAGGGUUUACGCAAACAUCUUCUGGAAGAACUCGAGCAAACAUUUCCUGAUGAAGUUGAAUCUUACAGAGAGAUACGUGCAGCCUCUGCUGCUGAAUCGAAACGGCUUGCACAAGCACAAAGUAUAUUACCAAAUGGAGAUACGAAAGUCUAAGCCAACCUUUUGGUGCCCAUGUCAGUAUUGCAUCUGGUUAUUAGUGUCCAUCUCUUAGCAUGUAUGUGAUCUUAUGAUUGUUGAUAAAAGCCAAAUGGAUACAUUGAUCUAAUAUAGCAGAAUUUUUUUUUGGCUUAAUUUCCUUUUCAGUACAUACUGAUCAUAAAUUUGGGAAUGUGAAGGCUUUGAUUGCCAUGAUUUUGGCUUGUC
Messenger RNA from Alnus glutinosa, 948 nucleotides. Its product is annotated as mediator of RNA polymerase II transcription subunit 10b-like. Lineage: Eukaryota; Viridiplantae; Streptophyta; Magnoliopsida; Fagales; Betulaceae. The record is from RefSeq and is a predicted model, not a curated record. Bases 181 to 738 code for a protein of 185 amino acids. Gene Ontology annotation, molecular function: transcription coregulator activity. The transcript is spliced from 6 exons. Gene Ontology annotation, biological process: positive regulation of transcription by RNA polymerase II. Gene Ontology annotation, cellular component: mediator complex; chromatin.